GUGACAGAGGCCCCCAAAGGCUAAGCAGACCCAGCUAUGGCUCCAUCUCCAACCCACCCAGCCCAGGGUCACAGCAAAUCCCACCCAGAGAGACCAACUGGAGGCACGUUCAGCUUCCGGAAGCUGUGGGCUUUCACAGGGCCUGGCUUUCUCAUGAGCAUCGCUUUCUUGGACCCGGGAAACAUCGAGUCAGAUCUGCAAGCUGGAGCUGUGGCUGGAUUCAAACUGCUCUGGGUGCUGCUGUGGGCCACAGUGUUGGGUUUGCUCUGCCAGCGGCUGGCAGCUCGGCUGGGCGUGGUGACAGGCAAGGACUUGGGCGAGAUCUGUCAUCUUUACUACCCUAAGGUGCCCCGCACCUUGCUCUGGCUGACCAUCGAGCUAGCCAUUGUGGGCUCAGACAUGCAGGAGGUCAUUGGCACGGCUAUCGCGUUCAAUCUGCUCUCAACUGGACGAAUCCCCCUCUGGGGUGGCGUCCUCAUCACCAUUGUGGACACCUUCCUCUUCCUCUUCCUUGAUAACUACGGGUUGCGCAAACUAGAAGCCUUUUUUGGAUUUCUCAUUACCAUCAUGGCCUUGACCUUUGGCUAUGAGUAUGUGGUGGCCCGUCCAGCGCAGGGAGCGCUCCUUCGAGGCCUGUUGCUGCCCUUGUGUUCGGGUUGUGGGCAGCCUGAGCUGCUGCAAGCCGUGGGCAUUGUGGGUGCCAUCAUCAUGCCUCACAACAUCUACCUGCACUCUGCCCUGGUUAAGUCUCGAGAGAUUGACCGGGCCAGCCGGGCAGACAUCCGAGAAGCCAACAUGUACUUCCUGAUUGAGGCCACCAUCGCUCUGUUUGUCUCCUUCUUCAUCAACCUCUUUGUUAUGGCCGUCUUCGGGCAGGCGUUCUACCACCAAACCAACCAGGCUGCGUUCAACAUCUGUGCCAACAGCAGCCUCCACAACUAUGCCAAGAUCUUCCCCCAGAAUAACCUUACGGUGGCAGUGGACAUCUACCAAGGGGGUGUGAUCCUGGGCUGCCUCUUCGGCCCUGCAGCCCUCUACAUCUGGGCGGUGGGUCUGCUGGCAGCGGGACAGAGCUCCACCAUGACCGGCACCUACGCGGGACAAUUUGUGAUGGAGGGCUUCCUGGGACUCCGGUGGUCCCGCUUUGCCCGGGUCCUCCUCACCCGCUGCUGUGCCAUCCUGCCCACGGUGCUAGUGGCCCUCUUCAGGGACCUGAGGGACCUCUCGGGCCUCAACGACCUUCUCAACGUGCUGCAGAGUCUGCUGCUGCCCUUUGCUGUACUGCCUAUCCUGACGUUCACCAGCAUGCCUGCCCUCAUGCACGAGUUUGCCAGUGGCCUGCUUAGUAAGGUCAUCACUUCCUCCAUCAUGGCACUGGUCUGUGCCAUCAACCUCUACUUCGUGGUCAGCUACCUACCGGAUCUUCCCCACCCUGCCUACUUUGGUCUGGUAGCCCUGCUGGCCGUGGCCUACCUGGGCCUUAUCAUCUACCUGGUCUGGACCUGUUGCAUUGCUCAUGGAGCAACCUUCCUGGCCCACAGCUCCCACCAACACUUCCUGUAUGGGUUCUCUGAAGACGACAAGGGGAAAGGAGGGGCCGCUGGAUGAGCCCCCCACGGGGC
This is a messenger RNA of Elephantulus edwardii (Cape elephant shrew), 1622 nucleotides long. It is a transcript of the gene SLC11A1, whose product is annotated as solute carrier family 11 (proton-coupled divalent metal ion transporter), member 1. Bases 37 to 1608 code for a protein of 523 amino acids. Gene Ontology annotation, biological process: metal ion transport. Gene Ontology annotation, molecular function: manganese ion transmembrane transporter activity; cadmium ion transmembrane transporter activity; iron ion transmembrane transporter activity. The record is from RefSeq and is a predicted model, not a curated record. Gene Ontology annotation, cellular component: plasma membrane. NCBI's taxonomy places the organism in Eukaryota, Metazoa, Chordata, Mammalia, Macroscelidea, Macroscelididae. The transcript has 14 exons.